GGGCUCCCGGCAGCCCCCGCGGCCCGGAGUCCGUCCCCGCCUCCUCCGGCCGAGCCGGACCGACGAGUCCGGAGGGGCCGUCGCGGGAGAUUUUCCUCGUACACAACUCAUUCAUCUAUUCAGCAAAUACUUACUGAGUGCCUCUGAUAUGCCUGAUCCUUUUCUAGGUGCUGGGGGCUACAGAGCCCCCAGGUUUCCCCAGAUGCCAAUCAAACGUUCCUCUUCCUGCCUGAAGAUCAUCUGCGGAAACCUCGGCCAUGGCAUCAGUAUCAGAACCGGUUACCUUCAGAGAGUUCUGCCCUUUGUACUAUCUCCUCAAUGCCAUUCCCACAAAGGUGCAGAAGGGUUUCCGCUCCGUCGUGGUCUACCUCACAGCUCUCGACACCAAUGGGGACUACAUCGCGGUGGGCAGCAGCAUCGGCAUGCUCUAUCUGUACUGCAGACACUUCAACCAGAUGAAGAAGUACAACUUUGAGGGGAAAACGGAACCCAUCACAGUGGUGAAGCUGCUGGCCUGCUUCGACGACCUCGUGGCCGCGGGCACAGCCUCUGGGAGAGUUGCUGUUUUUCAGCUUGUGUCUUCCUUGCCAGGGAGAAAUAAACAACUUCGGAGAUUUGAUGUCACCGGUAUUCACAAAAAUAGCAUAACAGCUCUGGCUUGGAGCCCCAAUGGAAUGAAAUUGUUCUCUGGAGAUGACAAAGGGAAAAUUGUCUAUUCUUCUCUGGAUCUAGACCAGGGCGUCUGUAACUCCCAUUUGGUGUUAGAAGAGCCAUCUUCAAUCGUGCAGCUGGAUUAUAGCCAGAAAGUUCUGCUCGUGUCUACACUACAAAGAAGCCUGCUUUUUUACACGGAAGAGAAGUCUGUCAAGCAGAUUGGAACACAACCAAGGAAAAGCACUGGGAAAUUUGGAGCUUGUUUUAUACCAGGGCUCUGUAAGCAAAGUGAUCUGACUUUGUAUGCGUCACGGCCUGGGCUCCGGCUCUGGAAGGCGGACAUCCAUGGGACUGUUCAAGCCACGUUUAUCUUAAAAGAUGUCUUUGCCGGAGGAGUCAAGCCUUUCGAACUGUACCCGCGUCUGGAAUCCUCCAACAGGGGAAGUUGCAGCUUACCUGAGAAGCACCUGGGGCUCGUUUCAUGUUUCUUCCAAGAAGGCUGGGUGUUGAGUUGGAAUGAAUAUAGCAUUUACCUUCUAGACACCGUCAACCAGGCUACAAUUGCUGGUUUGGAAGGAUCUGGUGAUAUCGUGUCUGUUUCCUGCACAGAAAAUGAAAUAUUUUUCUUAAAGGGAGAUAGGAACAUUAUAAGAAUUUCAAGCAGACCUGAAGGACUGGCAUCAAUAGCGCGAGACAGCCUGGAGACGUCCGGGUGCACAGAGCAGGUGUCCGGGCAGCGCGCGGAGAAGCCGUCGGGGGCCACAGUUUCUGAGACGAGGCUCAGGGGCUCUUCCGUGGCCAGCUCCGUGGCCAGCGAGCCACGGAGCAGGAGCAGUUCUCUCAACUCCACCGACAGUGGCUCCGGGCUCCAGGCAGCGCCAGAGCCGGGGAGGGGUGGCCAGCCCGCCUCACAGAGAUUCAGCGUGAUCAGCUCAGAAGAGUUUGAGCAGGAGCUCGUGGUGAAGCCGCUGAAAGUGAGAAAGAAGAGGAAGAAGAAGUCAGAAGGUGGAAGCCGGAGUGCCUGCCACAGUUCCCUUGAGUCAACUCCCUGCUGUGAGUUUCCGGGUGACAGUCCCCAGUCCUUGAGCACAGAUCUGCUGUCCAUGACCUCAAGUUUGGGCAGCAUUGUGGAUCGCUCGAGCACAGAGUCUCCUGACCGGGAGAGUAACCUCAGCGGAGAGGUGAAUGGUGUCCUGCAGGAGAAUAAUGACCCCGAAGCGUUCAGUGUCCUGGAGGUGCCUGAGCCUGCCCCUGACGUACUGAAUGAAGGGCGUGACAGUAGACCUGAAAGUCCACGAUGGGACCACGCAGGCGAGACGGAGCCACACGGGGGGGUGUGGACUUCACUCUUGGAGCUGAGAGAGGCUGUGGAAGGCAGUGAUGUUACCGACCUCAGAGAGGAGCCUUGCCCCGCAGACGAGGGACUGAAUAGCAGACAGUCACCCUGGCGAGAACAGGCCCGGGAAGCAGGGGACAUGGAGCCCGAUGACCCCCAAAGCACUUUUUCUGAAGCCCCCUUCCUAGACUCACCCCCGGUGCCUUCAAGCCUCAGCUGGGCCCCCCACGCGGAGCAGCGGCUGCCGGGGACCAGAGCUGGCGAAGGCGGUGCCGAGGGGCCCGGCAAGGGGCAGGGCUUCCUAACGCACGUGGAGGCCCCCGGCCACCUCGGCUCAUCUCCCUGGCACGCUGUCACUGACAGUGACACAGGCCUAAAGGAAAUGGCGGCCUCGGAACAUGACCUGGGGAGUGCGGGAGGACGGCGGACUCCCCCGGUCUCUGCCUUGGCGACUCGCACCCGUGAGCCGCGGCUGGAGCAGCCUUCCCGGGACCAGGUGUUAACGUCCAGCGACGAGGAGGACAUCUAUGCCCAAGGGUUGCCUUCAUCUUCUUCGGAGACGAGCGUGACUGAGCUCGGGGGUAGUCGCUCCCUGCAGGACCUGAGCCAGCCCGGCACAGAAGACACCGGGCUGCUAAAGUCAGAUCAGUUUGCAGAGAGCUGGAUGGGGUACUCUGGCCCCGGCUACGGCAUACUCAGCCUGGCGGUCUCCGAGAAGUACAUCUGGUGCCUGGACUACAAAGGCGGCCUGUUCUGCAGCGCGCUGCCGGGCGCCGGGCUACGCUGGCAGAAGUUCGAAGACGCCGUCCAGCAGGUGGCAGUCUCACCCUCAGGCGCCCUCCUCUGGAAGAUUGAACAGAAAUCUAACCGAGCUUUUGCUUGUGGAAAAGUGACCAUCAAGGGAAAGCGGCACUGGUACGAAGCGCUGCCCCAGGCGGUUUUUGUGGCCCUGAGCGAUGACACGGCCUGGAUCAUCAGGACGAACGGAGACCUAUACCUGCAGACAGGUCUCAGUGUGGAUCGCCCCUGUGCCAGAGCCGUGAAGGUCGACUGUCCAUACCCACUGUCCCAGAUCACAGCCCGAAACAGCGUGGUGUGGGCGCUGACAGAGCAGAGGGCCCUCCUGUAUCGGGAGGGCGUGAGCAGCUUCUGUCCUGAAGGGGAGCAGUGGAAAUGUGACAUCGUCAGUGAAAGGCAGGCUUUGGAACCUGUCUGUAUAACCCUUGGGGACCAGCAGACUCUGUGGGCCCUGGACAUCCGAGGAAACCUGUGGUUCAGGACCGGCAUCGUUUCCAAGAAGCCUCAGGGAGAUGACGACCAUUGGUGGCAAGUGAGCAUCACAGACUACGUGGUGUUCGACCAGUGCAGCUUAUUCCAGACCAUAAUCCAUGCCACGCACUCGGUGGCCACCGCAGCCCAGGUGCCCGUCGAAAAGGUGGCAGAUAAACUGCGCAUGGCCUUUUGGUCUCAGCAGCUUCAGUGCCAGCCAAGCCUUCUCGGGGUCAACAACAGUGGCGUCUGGAUCUCCUCAGGCAAGAACGAAUUCCAUGUCGCUAAAGGAAAUCUCAUCGGCACUUACUGGAAUAAUGUUGUUCCCCGAGGGACAGCUUCUGCAACAAAAUGGGCCUUUGUGCUGGCUUCCACUGCUCCCACAAAGGAAGGAAGUUCCUUGUGGCUGUGCCAGAGCAGCAAGGACCUGUGCAGCGUCAGCGCCCAGAACGCUCAGUCCCGCCCCUCCACGGUGCAGCUGCCUCCCGACGCCGAGAUGAGGGCUUACGCCGCCUGCCAGGACGCCCUGUGGGCCCUGGACAGCCUCGGCCAGGUGUUCAUCCGGACGCUGUCCAAGAGCUGCCCCACAGGCAUGCACUGGACGAGGCUGGACCUUUCCCAGCUAGGACCUAUAAAACUGACAAGCCUGGCGUGUGGAAAUCAGCACAUCUGGGCCUGUGAUUCCAGGGGCGGAGUUUACUUCCGAGUAGGAACCCAGCCUCUCAAUCCCAGUCUGAUGCUUCCGGCCUGGAUAAUGAUUGAGCCGCCUGUCCAGCCUGCUGGGGUCACGCUGGUGAGCCUGCACUCCAGCCCCAACGACCAGAUGCUGUGGGCACUCGACAGCAGGUGGAACGUCCACGUCCGGGCGGGGAUCACCGAAGAGAUGCCGGUGGGGACCGACUGGGAGCACGUGCCAGGGCUGCAAGCCUGCCAGCUGGCCCUGAGCACCAGGACCGUGUGGGCCCGCUGCCCCAACGGCGAUCUUGCCCGGCGGUACGGCGUCACCGACAAAAACCCUGCCGGAGACUACUGGAAGAAGAUUCCCGGAAACGUGACGUGUUUCACAGUGACCUCGUCGGACGAGCUGUGGGCAGUGGGCCCCCCAGGCUACCUCCUCCAGCGGCUGACCAAGACUUUCAGCCACUCUCGAGGCGCCCACUGCGGCCACGCCCCCACCCCCCACCCCGAGGACCUGGAGGACGAGUGGGAGGUCAUCUGAAGGAGCGGGGACAGGGCGGCUCAGGAGGGAGGAAGCCGGCACGUGCAGCGGACGCAGUGCGGUGGUGGCGCUCGCUCUCGGCCAGCCAGGUGGGGCCGGGUCGGACGGCCCACGCUUGCUCUCGUCCAUGUUUGUUUCCGUCUUGUUCCAGAACCCACAGCCUCAGCCGAGCGGCCCGGAGCCGUGGCCAGAGCGGCAGCGCCUCUGAGCUCUUGUUCUGUCCUCCUCCGGCCGCUCCGGGCCCAGUGCGGGGACGGCCGCGUGGGUAACCCUGGCGAAACGGAGCCGGAGGUCGGCACUCUCUGACCGCGGGGGGGGGGGGGGGGGG
Molecule: messenger RNA, 4806 nt
Organism: Neofelis nebulosa (Clouded leopard)
Lineage: Eukaryota; Metazoa; Chordata; Mammalia; Carnivora; Felidae
Gene: TECPR2
Product: tectonin beta-propeller repeat containing 2
Exons: 21
Coding region: 258-4478 (1406 amino acids)
Molecular function (GO): protein binding
Source: RefSeq, a predicted model, not a curated record